Talaromyces amestolkiae is the source of this 2166-nucleotide messenger RNA. RefSeq lists its product as uncharacterized. The record is from RefSeq and is a predicted model, not a curated record. The transcript has a single exon. Bases 1 to 2166 code for a protein of 721 amino acids. Gene Ontology annotation, molecular function: sterol ester esterase activity; triacylglycerol lipase activity. Gene Ontology annotation, cellular component: cytosol. Gene Ontology annotation, biological process: triglyceride catabolic process. Lineage: Eukaryota; Fungi; Ascomycota; Eurotiomycetes; Eurotiales; Trichocomaceae.
AUGGUCAUAACCCUCCUUUGGCUCUACGUAGCUCGCAACUUUUCCAAAAUCAUGGGCUUCGAAAGCCCCGAACCCUUGGCAAACCUCUACUCUCGAUCGUAUUUCCGCGCAACAUGGAUCACAACCGCACUCGAUGCCGGCUUCUGGACCGCCAUGAAAGUCAGACCUAAAUGGCUGAAGGAUAUUGCCUCGAUGGUGUUUACUGCUUACUAUCUGAUUGCCGCGGAGCAGGCAGAAGAAAAAGUGCGCAGGGUACGCGCUACGCUGACCGUGGAGCAUUUACGUGUUUCGUGGAACAAGGCGACGACGCCGUAUUUGAAGUUUUUUAAUGGGCUUGUGAGGCCUAAAUAUACGAAAUAUGCACCUAGACAGAUUAGGAUUGCACGGCCGAAAGAGUCGUCGUAUCGAGAGCCUGUCAAUGCGUGGCUGUAUUUUGAUGGUACGCUGGCUGAGUUACGGGAACAGACGCAGUUGGUGCUGGAUGUCCCCGGUGGUGGAUAUGUGGCUAUGGAUCCUAGAACAGCAGAUGAUAAGCUUUUGGCUUGGGCUGGGAAGACUAGGGUUCCGAUUCUGAGUCUGGAUUAUAAGAAGGCGCCCGAGUUUCCUUACCCGUAUGCACUCAACGAGUGUUUUGAUGUGUAUAGGGCUAUAGUGGCGAGCAGAGGCCGAUGUGCCGGUCUUGGAGGUCAUAGCCGUCCUCAUAUCAUUGUUUCUGGGGACAGUGCAGGCGGUAAUCUGGCGACGGGUAUGACAAUUAUGAUAUUGCAGUCCGGCAGGACUGAGGCCAGAAAAUGGCUGGGAGAAGUCCCGCUGCCUCCGCCAAAUGGAUUGGUGCUGAUCUAUCCUUCGCUGGAUAUGAAUAUCGGCAGUUGGAUGACAGAAGAGCAGAUGUCUCUAAUUCAAGAUAGGGGUAUGCGCAAGACAAACGAAAGAGUAUUACGACGGAAAAGUGAAGAUUAUAGUCGAUUGACCCCGAAGUCAUCGCGUUCACUCUCUUCUGAUUAUCACGAUCAAGCGUCCCCUGUGAAGGACUACUUUAGCAACCGUCCUCAAAACAAAGACUCGGAAAAGUCUGUAACAAAAAUCGACCCAACGGCGCAAAAUCAACCAACAAAAAUCAAAACACGAAUAGCAGUAUCCUCCAUGAUAUCCUACUUUGGAGACCGUAUCCUCACGCCCGAAAUGAUGCGAGCAAUGAUCAUCCUCUACAUCGGCCCUCACCAUCGUCCAGAUUUCAAAACCGAUUUCUUACUCUCACCCAUCCUCGCACCCGACGCAAUUCUGGCUACAUUCCCAAAGACAUAUUUCAUCACUGGAGAACGCGACCCGCUCGUCGACGACACAGUCAUCUUUGCUGGGCGCAUACGACAAGCGAAAUUACACCGAUUCCGUGAACGACAGGAUUUAGCAUUGGAAAAGUCUCGUGUUGAGUUCAAUGAAAAGGAGCACGUAGAGGUCAACCUGAUACCGGGUAUAUCCCACGGAUUUGUGAACUUUCCGGGAAUUUUCCCCGAUGGCUGGAAACAUAUUCAUAAAUGUGCGAGGUGGAUUACGGAGUUGUUGGAGUUGGCUGCUGAGAGGGAGCUUAGGAAUUCUUCUUCAAGUAUUGCUUCUACGGUUGAGAAGAGCUUGAGAGCUUCCGAUUCAAAGGACUUUAAGCAGCAAGGAAAACAGCAGGAUAGCAGACGGAGCUCUCUCGCAGAGUCAUCGGCAGAUGAGGAUCAUCCCCUGGAAAUGAGUGUGACGAGGUUCACGCCUAUCAAGCAAUCCGUCGUCGAAGGCAACGAGGGCAAUAGCAAAGCACCUUCCCGGUCUGAUGCACAGAACAAAUCUGCAACAGACAGAUCGAAGCGAAAGGAUAGCACCCCUUCAGCACAGCAACCCCGUGCCCGUCGACCAUCACUAAGUACAUCAAACCUCAAACCGCUGUCCUUCCCUCUGCAUCUCCCAUUACUCAAAACAGUCAAGAGCUCAGUAAACAACACGGACACCAAUGGCUUUCAGGUUGAGAGCGUGGACGACGAUGAUGACGGCACGAAAAGUGCUGUGUCCGAGAAUGGAAAGACGUUUACGCGGUUGCCGAGUGAGGAGGAUCUCAUAGGGAGACGGAUGGACGGGUUGGCGGGUGGAUUGAUGGGGUUGGGAGAGGGGGCUAGGACGCCUUGA